Micropterus salmoides (largemouth bass) is the source of this 4364-nucleotide messenger RNA. It is a transcript of the gene larp6a, whose product is annotated as La ribonucleoprotein 6, translational regulator a. Gene Ontology annotation, biological process: RNA processing. NCBI's taxonomy places the organism in Eukaryota, Metazoa, Chordata, Actinopteri, Centrarchiformes, Centrarchidae. Gene Ontology annotation, cellular component: nucleus. The transcript is spliced from 3 exons. Gene Ontology annotation, molecular function: mRNA binding. The coding region runs from base 267 to 2333 and encodes 688 amino acids. The record is from RefSeq and is a predicted model, not a curated record.
GACGUCCAUUAAUAUCUACUAUUAUUGUGUUUUCUCCCUCUUUGAGGCACAUGACUUCGCUUACAAGUGCGUGCGACCAGACGCUGAAAGCCUAUUAUCCAAUUAGCGGCGUUAGAGAAGGGCUCGUCCUUGGCACGGCAAUUUCCCAAUUAGAGAGGAACACGUGCAUUUGCUCCCCUACUUAGGGACACAGGCCGUUCGUGUCUUCACAGAAAAAGACGCCAAUCUGUGUGUAAAAAUCCGUGUGUGAAAAGAGAAAGAGAAAAAUGCACGCCUUGGUGAACGCCUUCAUGCGCUGCCUCUCCUUUCUCUUGCCUCCCCCUUGGUUGUGUGUCAGCUUUUCCUGGUGGGUUGGGAAUGAGUGCGAAGAGACGCUGCCGCGGCCCAAUCCCAGAGCUCGUUUCAAAAGCAGAAAGCCUCUUACAUAUGAGGAAGUAGCAGCAGCAGCAGCAGCAGAAGCCCAAGGAGGCUCCAGCCUGUCGGUCUCACCAAUUCAAGGCUGCGUCUCGCUGGCUGCUACAAGCCCCGCUGCUCAUCAGGGCCCUCCGUCGGGUCGGAUCUGGAUCGGGGGUCUCUGGCGAGCCGUGGAGCGCGUCUUCGGAGCCCCCUGGGUCCUUCUCCGCCAUCACUGGUGCCCGAAGAGGCGUCGAGCAGCUUUACGCACCCCGUAUCCUGUCUGUGCCUUCGCGUCGAGCAAGAUUAAAAGCUUCCAGGGAGGCGCUGCUGCUGCUGCUGCUACUACUACAACAGAAGAGGGGAAGGGAGCGGGUGGAAGCACCUUGACUUAUUCGAGGAACAUGAGUGGGACCGUGGGGAUCCCCAAUCCGAACCCAGCGGAGUGCGCCUCAGAUGCGUCAGCGGAGCAGGGCAUUGAUGAGGUAAUCACCGUGGAUCAGCACACGCAGGAAAUGGGGACGGUGACUAUAACAGUGGCCAUUCAAGCGGCCGAGGACGAGGAACCCGAGGAAGUGUCAUCGAAUAAUAUUGACUUCCUUGGAGGGAGCUGCAGUGAGGACGAAAUCGGAAGGCAUGACAAAUCAAGUGGUGCCGGGACCAGUGGAGGGGAGGAGGAGAGCUGGCAGCCCCCAGAUCCAGAGCUCAUCGAGAAGUUGGUCGCCCAGAUCGAGUACUACCUGUCAGAUGAGAACCUGGAGCAUGAUGCCUUCCUGCUCAAACAUGUCCGUCGCAACAAGCUCGGGUUUGUCAGCGUCAAGUUGCUCACUUCAUUCAAAAAGGUGAAACACUUGACUCGUGACUGGAGAACAACUGCCUAUGCUUUGAGACACUCAAAGAUACUUGAGCUGAAUGAUGAGGGGCGUAAGGUGCGGCGUAAAUCAGCAGUGCCGGUCUUUGCCAGUGAGUCGUUGCCUAGCCGCAUGCUGCUGUUAAGUGAUUUGCAGAAGUGGCCAGAGCUGGCGGCUCUCACUAAGGAUAAUGGAGGCAGUGAGGGAGGAGCCAUUCAGCAGGAGCAGCUGAUGAAGCUGUUGCUGAAAGCGUUCGGAACAUACGGUGCCAUCGCCUCUGUCAGAGUCCUGAAGCCAGGGAAGGACCUGCCGGCUGACCUGAAGAGGCUGAGCGGCCGCUACACUCAGCUAGGUACUGAGGAAUGUGCAAUUGUGGAGUUUGAGGAGGUGGAGGCUGCUGUCAAAGCCAAUGAAGCUGUGGGGAGCGAGGAUGCAGGGGCCAGUUCCCUAGGGUUGAAAGUAGUCCUGAUUGGCACCAAACCACCCAAGAAGAAGGUAACCAAAGAACGGCCACGUGAGGAGGGAGGGAUGCGUAAGAGUCGCUCGCUCAACAGCAGAGUACGAGAGCUUCAGUACCAUGGGGACGACUCGGCCUGCAGCUCUUCAGAGACUGAGAGUACCCCCACGUCUCCUAGGCUGACCAGAAAGUCCCAGUCCUGCAAUAAGCUCAGCCCCACCACUGCGAGCAUCAGCUUCCAGAACAAUCACCUGAGUCCUGGUAUGUCCCCGCGUAACAGUCCCUGGUCCAGCCCCCGUGCAAGUCCCUGUUCUCAGCGCAAAUCUCCUCAUUCCAACAAGUCUCCCUUAGUCAGCGAAGGCAGACUGAGCCCUGAACCGGGGCGCCGUUGGGCAGACUACUCCUCAGACAGUAGUCUUACCCCUUCAGGGAGCCCGUGGGUUCAGCGGCGCAAGCAGGUGGCUUCUCAGGAAAGCAGUCCGGUUGGCAGUCCGAUGCUGGGUAGAAAGAUCCAGAAUGCUGACGGCCUGCCACCAGGGGUGAUGAGGCUGCCAAGGGGUCCCGAUGGAACCCGUGGCUUUCACUGUGUCACUGUUAGUGAGAGGGGAAAGACUGCUGCUACUCAGACUUGAAAAGUGGAGGAUCCUUAUACAUUCCUUAUCCCACAGAAGUAAGGAUAGAUUGGAAAUUUGAGCUGUUCUUGGCUGUGUCGCUCAGCCCCCCCCCACAUUUAAGACUGUGUAGAUAUAUUUUUGUUGAGUGCAUUAGUUUUCAGUCUUUGUUAUAUUUUUAUACAACAUUUGAGUUACCAUGGUAACAUUAGUGAUUUACUAAUGGAAAUUUGAGUGAAUGUACGUUUAUAUUGAUUUGAAAUGGACCAUGUCACUCUGUCGCUGUCUAAACUUGUUCAACAUGGGGGCGGGUUAGAGUGGAAGUUCCACCUUUUUGUGUUUUUUUUUUUUUUUUUUUUUUUUAAUUGAAACUCGGUCUUGUGUGGAAAAGCUCACAACAUUGUCUGUGGAUGGUGUAUAAAUGUGGUGUAAGUGGCAUGGGCACAUGGACUUGAUAGCGAUAUCACCAUAUGCCUUUUCUGUGUUUGUCUACUGUGAGUUCCAUUUUUACAUGUUUAAACUGAGGCCAUAAUCGCCCCACUGCCAUAAAGGUUGGACAGUUAAACUUGGACAUGAGAUUUUUUUUUAUAUUUUUUUUUUUUUUAUUUUGCCUUUAAUUUCAGUAUGCUUUGGCAGUUGGGAAGGGUCUCCUCUAGUCCUAUAAUUUAAGUAGGUAGCUGCUUUAUUUAUUUUUUUAGCUUUUAUUUUUUGCGUAUGUUUCCAUCAUUCUCACAAUGAGGUUUGAGGGAUGUUCAGGUCAGGCAGAAUAGAUGCUGUUAUGUUCUUGUCUUUACAUCUGAGCUUGGGGUAUUUGUACAGUGCGACUCCUAUUGUACAAAUAAAUCACUAAAAUUGCAAUUGGCCUGACUUUCUCUUUUUGCUUGACACAUUUUGAGGUAGUCAUGAUGGUCUGAAAAAAAUCUCAAUCUAAUCUUUUUGCUUCAAUGUGUAAAUAAGAUUCAAGUGAGAUACUCUUGCUGAGCCAGGACCAUAAAAGCAAUUCUAGACUUGGAAAUCAGAAUUGGCACACUCGUAGUUUUGGGGGGGGUUGUUUAAAUGCAUUGCACAGAUGGGAGGAUAGCAGAGUUGGAUUAUAAGCUAGAUCAACCCUCAUAAGGAACCGAACACUGACAAAACAGGAGGAGACCAGUUGCACAAGUAAUUUAUUCAAAUUGCCUGUAUCUUGGUAUGUGCAAUGCCAAGAAAUGGGUUUUUUUUUUAACACUUAGACCACUUUGCUGUCUUACAAUAAUGAAUGUAGUGGAUGUAACUGCGUUUUUUGUUUUUGACACUGAGUAACAUGAAAUGUUUUGUGAAUGUCUGCAAAUGAUCCUGAUUGAAUUCAAAUAUGAUGCACACAACUGGUUGCGCAGGUAUUGCCCUCCUCCAGUCAAUAUGUAGCAGAAGAACCUUAUUGGUAGUAUUUACAGCUUUGAGUCUAUGUGGAUAAGUCUGUCAGGUUUGUGCCUCUGUACAUCCUCAUUCAUCCAUUGUCCAAGCUCUGUUAAGUUGCAUGGAGACCGUGUGAUUGAACAGCAAUUUUCAAGUCUCGUCACAGAUGCUUGAUUGGAUUGAGGUUUGUUCUGAAUUGGACGGUAUCAUUGUUGUUUUGGAUACCUUACAUUCCGGUCAAGCUUUGGCUUUGUUGGGGUUGUUUUGCUGGAAAAUUGCCUCCCACAGUUCUCUUGCAGACUGCAACAGAUUUUCCUCUGAUUUGUCUGUAUUGUGCUGCAUUUAAGUUGACCCCUCCUUUCAUAAGCCUUCUAGGGCCUGCUGCAGACACGCGUCCCCACAGCAUGAUGCUUCAUUUAGGAUUCAGUAUGUAUGAUGCACAAAAAGCUCAGUUUUGGAAGACCAUGUUACUUUUUGUGUCAAAGUAUUUGUAUUCAGUCUUGGAAAUGUUAUAUAAUUAGCUUUGUCGCAAACUUGUCUGGAACAUUCACUUGUCUUCUUACCCUGGAAAUGACUAACCAGCUGUUACACUUUACACACACGUGUGCACUGACCCUUAAAAUCACUUGUCAUUUCUUGAUUACAAACAGGUGAUCUCCA